Molecule: messenger RNA, 2524 nt
Organism: Cucurbita maxima (winter squash)
Lineage: Eukaryota; Viridiplantae; Streptophyta; Magnoliopsida; Cucurbitales; Cucurbitaceae
Product: DNA-directed RNA polymerase I subunit rpa49-like
Exons: 5
Coding region: 767-2077 (436 amino acids)
Biological process (GO): nucleolar large rRNA transcription by RNA polymerase I; RNA polymerase I preinitiation complex assembly; transcription elongation by RNA polymerase I
Cellular component (GO): RNA polymerase I complex
Molecular function (GO): DNA binding
Source: RefSeq, a predicted model, not a curated record
AUAGGUUUUCUUUUCUUUUUCUUUUUGAUGUCAAGAUUUGGCGUUAAUCUCUGCUUGUGUGUCGGGUUUUUUUGUUAUUGUUUUUGUUUGUCGAUGUCAAAUUUCGGUGUUAAUACAGGAAUCUAUUGUUGCCUAUUAAGUCUGAAUCUAUUGAAUUAAUCAUCUAGUUUUGGUUUGUUCUUUCCUGUGGAACUGUGAGUGUAAUUAUUAGGGGAAUUGUUGUUCAUACUUCGUUUAUGAUUUUUUCUGUGUAAUUUUUAUAGCUUCUGUUUUGGAAAAAGGUUAAAGCGGUGUCUGGUUCUAGAGAUUUUGUUGUUUCUUUUUAUGAAAAAUAUCUGAUAGCCCGUGAAACCUUUUCCUAAUUUGAAACAACAUUGAUGCCUGUUCUCCUCUUUAUAUGGCUUCCAAGUUUGGCUUUUCUGAUUCAGAUCACCUUUUGCAGGAUAGCUUUGGUCAAUUUAUCAUUUUUUCUGUUUAGCCAUUGUUCUCUCAUGAGUCGUGACCAUUGAAUGAAUUGAGCUGAUUAAAUGAUCGCAUUGUUGUUGGUUUGGCUCCAGAAGGAUCCCAUUUUGAAUUCCACCAAUAUGAUGCUGAAAUGAAAUAGAAGUAAUUCCGGAAGCUACUUGUUCCCGGGAAAUUGACGUGUUAAGUUCUCUUCAGCGAGCUGAAGCUCUUGGAGUUGACAACUGUGUGUGCAUUUAAAAAUCUGAGGGUUGUUUUCUUGUUUAUUUGAAUUAUACACACUCUGAGCUUGUUAACAGAAUUAAUGGCGGGAGAUUCUAAAUAUUUUGAAGAAACCCAUUAUGCAGUACCAGAAGCGAAUUCUCAGUCUCCAGUGAAGAAAAAGAAGAGUGAAAAGAAGAAGAAACGAGUUCCACCUGUGAAUACAAAAAUCCAAGUCCUCAGCAACCAUCCUGAGAAAAUUCCACCACUAGUUGGUUAUUUCCCCUCUGGAUAUGAUCCUAACAAGGAUCCCAAUGAGGAAGCGGUCGAGGAACAAAAUUCUGUAAGGGCUAAGGUUUAUAGGCACAAGAAAAAACCAAAUAGGAUGCAGCUGAUUGUUAGUCCAACAGGGUCGAAUGUGGAUUUUGUUGGUACCAAUUACUUGGGUGAGGCUACUGCUGGAAAACAACAUUGCUCCUAUGCUCUCGGUGUUCUCGAUAAGGCAACCCAAAGCUUAAAGAUUGUGCCUAUUGCAUCAAAUAUGAUAUUUAGAUUGGAUCCUAAAGUUAGUGGUUCAGAUGUUCCUGAAAAUGAAUCCCCAAGUGUAGCGAACGACGAGCUCUCUGUGCAGGAGAAAGCUGAUAGAAUGAGAGAGCUCAGCAAUCUCUAUGGGACGAAGAAGUCAAUAAAACAGGCAAAGAAGCUGCUUUCUUUGAAGCAAGAAGAUGAUCCUGAGACCAAGAAGGAUCUAGAUGGGAAAAUGAAAAACGUCGUCGUAAACAAAGAGGCGUUGGAAAGUUCGAAUGCACAAAUUUCUCGUAAUAUACCGACAUAUAAUGCUUCUGCAACUACUCCACAAGAAGCUUACCCCCUCGACAAGAUUAUCCUCAAGGGAGAAUGGGGUUUCCUGGAAGAUCUUUAUUUCCUUUUGCAAGCAGAAUCUGAAAUAAGUGCUAAUUAUCCAUCCUUUGUCCGCAACAGAAUUUAUAAAUUGCAAGACAUUCAGGAUGAGGAAGAGAAAAAGAAGCUCUGCUGCAUAUAUUCAUACAUCACUCAUCUAAUAAAGUAUAAAGAUCAGCAUUCUAUGGAUGGCGUUUCUUCUGUUGAGGGCCAUAAAAUUCCUAGCAUGCUACGACAAAAGUUCUCAUCCAUGUUUUCAACAACGGAGUCGAGAAGACUUUCUGCAGAGAAAACCGAUCUUCUCAUUAGCCACGUUUUGGUGCUCACAUUAUUCGCCGAUGAAUUCAGCAGCGAUCCAUCAGACAUAGCAAGGGAUCUGAGAACUAGUCCUUUCACUCUAAGAGUUCAUUAUGACAAUCUGGGUUGCAAGUUUAUACGCAAGAACAACUUGUCAUGGGUUACGCUUCCUGUUCCGCUUCAAUUUCCCGAGUUGAGGCAAAAGAGACGACGAUAAGCAAGAUGGUUAGAUUGUAGUAGUUACACUGUUGCUGUAAUUUAAAGUAGUUGAAUUCUGUACAGGAAAAGGUCGAGCAGUUUUGUUGAGUAAAACGGGUAAAUGGUCAUAUUGAUAAUCUUCAUAUGUUCUUUCUUUCACAUUGUAAAUGGCAACAUCUUUCCAUGAAACAGCUCUGUGGCAUAGAAUGGCGUUUUCUUAUUUGGAAAUUGGAACUGUGGAUGGUGAAGCUUAAUGAGACGAUGAGGUUUCGUUUCUUCUUCCUACCCGGGAUUUAGUUUUUGACUUUCGAUCGAGAUUAUGAUUAUGUCUUGUAUUUUUUAGAGAUUUGAAUCAUUCAAUUUCUUGGUUGAGAGUCUGUGUUUUAGUCUUUGUUCUGUGAGUUGGUGUUCGAUUGAGUUUAACAAACUUAUUUUCAUUUCUCCUUAUGACAAUUUACUGUAUUUU